UUGCUUUCGUAGGCGCAGCCCUUGUUCCGGAAAGCCAUGUGCGUGACUCAAUGAGACACUGCUGCGGCCGAUGAAGCUGGGCCUGGCCCUGCCCUAUGGGGGCGUUGCAAUGCCUUUCCACCGCGGAUUCUGCAAAGCUGUUGUAUCAGAUCGGCGCCCGCUGAGUACACUUGCAUCUGUUCUUCUGGCAAGACUUGGCUACAACCAGGUAUUCAAGCGAGGAUUGUGCCUUUCGAGACGAUCCCACAGUGACAAGAUUGUCCAUAUUACAGACAGAGCAGAUCCGCGCAUCGCACUGUACUUGCGAAGGGACCAACGCGACUGUAGCGUGUACGAUAGACAGGUGAGAGCACUGGCAGAAGCAGCAUUGAAAUCACAGGGCUUCAAAUCAGCGAUGCAAGAGGAGGCGUCCAGCGCAAAGGAAAAGCUCAAACCGCUGAGCAAGCUGGACUGUGUAGUUGAUGUCCACUACAGCCAGACGUGCUUUGAGCAGCUUCAUCAAGCGCUUGCUGCUGGCCAGAAGGUUUACGUGGACUCGGUGAUGCUUGCGCACGGGGACGAGAGCAUGGAGAUGGCAUUGGAGGUGGCGCCCGUGGUUUACUUGCUGCCGCCUGACCUCGUGGGCGAGUUCCGUCAAGACGUGCCUUGGUCUUUGGAGGACGCCCCGCAGGGAACGGCCGGGCGCUUGUUCCGGCGCUUCGAGGGGUGUCGCUUUCUGGUGGCCUUCCCUUGCAGCUCGCCUCUGGCGCAGAUGAAGCCGCCCUUUGUGAUCCUCGAUGGCUUGAACUCGGCCAGCAAUGUGGGGCAGGUACUGCGCACCGCAUAUCACCUGGGCAUCACUUCGGUGGUGGCGGCGCCGGGUGCAUGGAGCUGCCUCAAUGGCCGGGCCAGCCGCGUCUCCAUGGGCUGGUUCUAUCGAAUGAGCCCCUCAGAUCUUAGGACCAGGCUUCCCUACUUGGAUGUUGACGUCACUUCGUCAGUAUGCUUCCAUGCUGCUCGCCCUUUAGCAGCAGCCAUUCAAGAGCUGAAGGAGUUGGGGGUUUGCAUCUACGGGGCUGAGAACCAGUUCUCCGACCCAGUUGCUCCCCAUGAACCUCUGGGCGACCACCGAUGGGCGCUGGUGGUGGGCAGUGAGUUUAAGGGCGUCUCUCAGGAGAUUUUGGAGAUGUGCGACAAGAAAAUCUGUGUCCCUCAGCAGCAGGGCCAAUCACUGAAUGUCGCGCAUGCGUGCUCAAUUUGCUUGUAUGAACUAUCCAAGCACAACGUCAUGGAAAAAACGCACGUGAUUGGACAUGACAAUUGA
Effrenium voratum is the source of this 1303-nucleotide messenger RNA. Lineage: Eukaryota; Dinophyceae; Suessiales; Symbiodiniaceae. The record is from the annotation of a GenBank genome assembly.